AUGACCGCACACCAUUCCAUUUUCGAACUACCAGAUAGUGCAAAACUAGCCUACAAUAUCAUGGGCUCCAACCACUUAGGACAUACCGUACCCAUUGUCCUGAUUUGCGGGAUGACUUCCGUCUGGGUUGAUUACGAGCGACUGGCUCACAGCCUUCUCGUCACACGUCCAGUUCUGCUUUAUGAUCACAGAGGCAUCGGACAGUCAUCACUGACUCCCUCAGGAAAAGAGGAAAUUACCAUAGAUCUUUUGGCUCGAGAUUUGGCUGCCCUUCUCACCCAUUUAAAAUGGACGGAAGUGGCUAUCUGUGGGUAUUCAAUGGGAGGCGUCGUUGCCCAGCAGAUGUUGGUCCUGCCGCAUAGCGUCAAAGAUGCUGUAAUUUUGCCUUUCCGCACCACUCAUCUAUUCUUGGUUGGAACUCGGUCGUCUGUCCAGUUGAAUAUCGGUUUACCGAUAUCUCCAUUGCAAAAUAACGCAUCUCGCACCCUGGAGGAACGAAAAGAAAUAGCCCGUGGAGUAAUCAGUUCUCUCGUAGACCCCAGAUGGAUUGAGGAUAACGGUGAACGAUUUGAAUUCAUCUUCAAACGAGCCGUAAACCCCUCCAUCAAUCGUCCUUCCGACAUGAUUGCCAAGCAGGCACUCGCCUUGCGAAAUUUCGAUUUUGUGGAGUUGCUCUCUAAAUUGUCCGUUGAUAUACAAGUUAUGGUUAUACACGGUCGACUGGACCAGGUAGUCCCUUUCACUUGCGCGGAGGAAAUUAUUAGGCGAAUACCCCAUGCGCGUUUGGUGGAGAUAGGCAAUCUGCCCGGACAGAUUCCUUCCUGCGACUUUGGUCACUUCUGGUAUGAAUAUUUUGAUAUUCAAGUAUGGCGCGACGUGAUAGACGUGUUUAUGGGCGCAUAA
Psilocybe cubensis is the source of this 903-nucleotide messenger RNA. RefSeq lists its product as uncharacterized. NCBI's taxonomy places the organism in Eukaryota, Fungi, Basidiomycota, Agaricomycetes, Agaricales, Agrocybaceae. The record is from RefSeq and is a predicted model, not a curated record. The transcript is spliced from 7 exons. Bases 1 to 903 code for a protein of 300 amino acids.